Molecule: messenger RNA, 1734 nt
Organism: Cylindrotheca closterium
Lineage: Eukaryota; Bacillariophyta; Bacillariophyceae; Bacillariales; Bacillariaceae
Source: the annotation of a GenBank genome assembly
AUGGUGGCAAAGCACCACAUCGUCUCUCGAAUCAUCAAGACGCACCAGGUGCCAAUCAUGAAACUAUCGAUAGUCGGCUUAACAACUCUCGUCACUGCGGCUUACGGCUUUACUUCUUCAUCAUCGACUACAACGUCUUCAAGAAAGACACUUUUUCCAUCCUCAUCUUUCCAGCAAGGAGUACUCCACAGCAGAAGCAGCAGCAGCAGCAGCAGUAGCAGCAUGUCAUCCACAAGCACUGCCACUACGGUUCCGUCAUGGGAAACACUGCAAUCCGAUGUGGGAGAGACUCCUGUGGGUCGAGCAUUGAAUGAGCAAAUCAAGCUUCGGGCUGAUGGAAAGGGAUCACCGCACGUUCAGAACAAAUUGCGCAAAUUUCAAUCGGAUGCUGAUCCUCAAAUCACACUGUACCGUGAUCAUGCUGGUUGGUGCCCUUACUGUCAAAAGACCAUGUUGCUCAUCGAAGAGAAGCAAAUUCCCAUCAAAAUUGGUCUCGUACCUAUGCGAUCCUAUGGUGACAAGCCACGAGAAUUCUUGCAAAAGGUCCCAAGUGGCCUGUUGCCAGCAAUCGAAGUCAAUGGUCAAAUCAUUACGGAAAGUUCCGUCAUUAUGGAAUUGCUGGAUAAGUGGCACCCACCUAAAGAUGGCUACAAGCCAAUGUUACCACAAAAUGACGCAGAUAUGAAGCGUUAUGAACAGCUAGCAAGAUUAGAAAGAGAAUUGUUUAGCUGGUGGUGCACAUUCAUGUUCCGACCCGAAAUGGGAGGAGGUGCCUUGGCACGGCUAAUGGGCGGAAAAGGUGGUGGUGGCGGCGGCAUGUCGGGUUCCAUGCAAAGUUUCAUGGACUGUCUGAAAACAGUCGAUGCUGAACUGAAAAAGACCAACGGGCCAUGGUUCUUUGACAAUGAUUACCCAACCAUGAUUGACUUUGUCUUUGUGUCCCACGUGGAACGAAUGUUGGCCAGCUGCGCGUAUUGGAAGGGUCUCAACUUGCGAGACCCCAAGUGGAAGUUGGAUGGACUAAACAAUUGGUUAGAAGCCUUUGCCAAACGGGAAUAUUUCUUGGCAUUUGCGGCAGACCAUUACAAUACAAUCAAGAACAUUCCUCCACAAUACGGUCCUGGCUAUGACGGUGGAUUCGUCGACGACCAAGAGAAGAUGUCGCGGAACAUUUUGGGCGAAGAUGGGUCCUGGAGCCUGCCACUGUCUCAUGAUGACGAGCUCCAGCCACUGUACAAGGGACCCCCUCUUCCAGUGCCAGUCCUCGAAUCCAUGGAUCUUCAGCCCGAUGCGAAUGGAGCCUACGAGUCAGUGGACCCCGCUGUUAUGCAGAAAGCUUGUCGUCUCAUGGCGGCUUGGAAACUGGCCGGGAACGGAGUCAAGGUCGCCAAUUUCGCCGCCCGUGGUGGACCAGAAGGAGCCCGCAAUCCACGCAAGACAUUUGGUGCGGAAUUGGCAGACCCAUACGCCGAGUUUGAUGACGCCAUUGUUCCUUCGGUGGAUGUGGCCCUGCGAAUUGUCUGCAUGGCUCUGAAAGAAACCGAUCAAGAUGGACUUCCCGAUGCCGCACUGGCUCAAAUGUUGAAAGAAUCAGUACCCCGAGAGCAUUUGGCAGGUGUCCUUUCAAGUAUAUGCUACGUCCGAGACCGAGUCGGAGUUCCAAGAGAUUUGCCCUUGGCCUCUGGCCGAUACCUACGAGCAUACUUGAACUGGGCGAUUAGUAGCCUGAGCUAA